Suncus etruscus (white-toothed pygmy shrew) is the source of this 939-nucleotide messenger RNA. RefSeq names its product olfactory receptor 2W1-like. The coding region runs from base 1 to 939 and encodes 312 amino acids. The transcript has a single exon. Gene Ontology annotation, molecular function: G protein-coupled receptor activity; olfactory receptor activity. Gene Ontology annotation, cellular component: membrane. Lineage: Eukaryota; Metazoa; Chordata; Mammalia; Eulipotyphla; Soricidae. The record is from RefSeq and is a predicted model, not a curated record. Gene Ontology annotation, biological process: G protein-coupled receptor signaling pathway.
AUGGACCAUGGAAACUCCACCACAAACUUCAUCCUUCUGGGCUUUUCUGAAUGGCCCCAACUAGAACGCAUCAUCUCAGUGGUUGUUCUCAUCUUCUAUGUUGUGAUCAUGGUGGGAAACACAACGAUCAUUCUAGUGUCUUACUUCGAUACCCAGCUCCAUACUACCAUGUAUUUCUUCCUAUCCAAUCUUUCCUUUUUAGAUCUCUGUUACACGAAUAGCGUUAUCCCCCAGAUGCUGGUCAAUCUGUGGAGCCCAGAAAAGUCUAUCACAUACAUUGGCUGUCUGUUCCAAGCUGCUGUUGCCCUGGACUUGGGAGCCACCGAAUGUCUCCUACUAGCCGUGAUGGCCUAUGACCGCUAUGCUGCUGUCUGCCAACCUCUUCACUACAUGGUCAUUAUGCACCCUCAGCUCUGCCAGAAGAUGGUGUUGGCUGCCUGGUUAAGUACUCUUGUGUGUUCCUUAACCAUUUCCUUCUUGGCAUUCUCAUUGCCACGUUGUGGACACCAAGAAGUGGAUAAUUUUUUCUGUGAGAUACUAGAUCUCAUCAAGAUUGCUUGUGCCUAUUCCAAAGUACUUGAAAUUGUUUUUCUUGCUCUCACAGUUCUAUUUCUUCUGGUGCCUCUAUCAGUCAUUCUCAUCUCCUAUGGAGUGAUCACGCGGGCUGUCAUAAGGAUCAAGUCAGCAAAAAGGUGGCAGAAGCUCCUCAAUACCUGUGGUUCCCACCUCACAGUGGUGACUCUCUAUUAUGGGACACUCAUAUAUAUGUACAUGAAGCCCCAGAACAAUUCAUUCCAAAAUGAGGGCAAGUUCAUUGCUCUUGUCUACAUGAUAAUUAUACCCAGCCUUAACCCACUCAUCUACUCUUUAAGAAACAAAGAUGUAAAGAAUGCAGUGAAGAGAAUCCUGUGUGCAAAAUACUGGACAACAAAGCUAUAA